Molecule: messenger RNA, 996 nt
Organism: Dioszegia hungarica
Lineage: Eukaryota; Fungi; Basidiomycota; Tremellomycetes; Tremellales; Bulleribasidiaceae
Exons: 3
Coding region: 1-996 (331 amino acids)
Source: RefSeq, a predicted model, not a curated record
AUGUCCAACUUUAUCACCGAACCGGUCCGGCUCUCGUCCUCUUCCACUCCCACUUCGUCGGCUUCCGCAUCAGCUACCAGCUCUGCCGCUGCCCAGCAGCAGGACCAGGGGAAUCCCCAGAUCAACUUCUAUCGCAAUCUCUUCUACAUCCUCAUUGGUCUUUUGGGGGCUUUUGCCCUCGCCGCCGUCCUCUCUCUAUGGCGAGCCAGACAUCGUCGUAGACUCAUCCAUGCUGAGGCUACCCGCCUCGGCCUCCUCGCCCCCGGCAUGCCCGGCUACAUAUCCAUCCGAGACCGCCGUGCCGCGCGACUCAUGCCUGGCGAGAACGGGCGGAGCGUCGGGGUCACAUACCGGCCGGAAUGGUGGGAAGUUGGUGCGGCAGGAUGGAUGCGGACCUGGGUCCGGCCGUCCGCGCCCGCCCGGGGAUACUCUGGUGGAAUCGCCACUUCCCCAGGCUUCGGAUCGACCUCGUUCUCCUUUACGCCUCGAGAAAAGCUGGAACCGCAUGACCAGGGCGGAUACCUCGACCUCGCGGCGGAAAAGUCAGAUCCGCAGUUCAGACCACUCGCGAUUAUCCCCCCUCAGCCUACCGGACCCGUCGUCGAUGCCCCUCUUCCCAAAUCGACCCUGAAGUACUUUCCCGGUCAUCUCGCGUAUCGGCCGGAAGAUCUCCUCCCUCCGCCGCUGGUAUGGGGCGGGGAAGGCGUGCCGAAGGAGAAGAUGGCGGAACAGCUGGAAGGGCUGAGAGGCGCGCAGGUGGACUUGGUGACUAUGAUACGAAUGCCAGAGUCGCCGGAGGUUGUCCAAGCGCGGGAGAGGGGAGCGCGGACGAGGAGAGAAGAAGGGGACGAUGAGGAUGAGGAUGAUGCAGAGGAGGUGGUCAGGGAAUGGGGAGGGAUGUGUUUGGGUGUGGUGAGGAUGGGAGUGGAGCCGGCUGAGGGACAGGAGCAGGGGAGAACGAGUAUGGUAUCGGGACGAUCAGGAAGGGAGGUAUAG